UCCACCCCGACGCGAGCGAGCGAGGCAGCGCCGACGCCGCCACCGUCGCCGACGCGAUCGCGCGCUGACUCUCAGCCCGAGCGCUCGGAGGAGAAGCAGCCUCAGCCAUGGCCGUGGGGAAAAACAAGCGUAUCUCGAAGGGGAAGAAGGGAUCCAAGAAGAAGACCGUCGAUCCCUUCGCCAAGAAAGAUUGGUACGACAUCAAGGCCCCAUCGGUGUUCAACGUGAGGAACGUCGGGAAGACGCUCGUGUCCAGGACACAGGGCACAAAGAUUGCUUCAGAGGGUCUCAAACAUCGCGUGUUCGAGGUUUCCUUGGCUGAUCUGCAGAACGAUGAGGAUCAGGCGUACCGUAAAAUCAGACUUCGUGCUGAGGAUGUUCAAGGCAAGAACGUUCUUACAAACUUCUGGGGGAUGGAUUUUACAACUGACAAGCUCAGGUCAUUGGUGAAGAAGUGGCAGACGCUCAUCGAGGCUCAUGUGGACGUUAAGACCACCGAUAACUAUAUGCUUCGUCUGUUCUGUAUUGGCUUCACCAAGAGGAGGCCAAACCAAGUGAAACGUACCUGCUAUGCUCAAGCAAGCCAGAUUAGACAGAUCCGCCGCAAGAUGGUGGAGAUAAUGGCGAACCAGGCAUCGUCCUGUGACUUGAAGGAGCUCGUGUCAAAGUUCAUUCCUGAGGUGAUUGGGAAGGAAAUCGAGAAGUCCACAUCAAGCAUCUUUCCGCUUCAGAAUGUCUUCGUGCGCAAGGUCAAGAUCCUCAAGGCCCCAAAAUUUGACCUGGGGAAGCUUAUGGAGGUGCAUGGGGAUUAUACCAAGGAAGAUGUUGGUAUGAAGCUCGAGAGGCCUGCAGAAGAUGAAGCUGUGGCAGGACAGGAAGUCGCUGCUGAGUAGAUUUAUCCCUUAUUUUGUAGAGCUCUAAUUCUUCAGAUCUGCUUAACUGUCUCAGUUUUUGUGGUGUGCUAGUGUGGCAAUGUUUUUUGUUCUUGUUUAUGGGCCAAAAAUACUAUGUUUAUUUGCCUGCUCGUGCUAGGCCUGCUCUGAACUUGAAAGCCUGAUUUGUAACUUUCGUUAUGCAUGGAAGAAUUUUGUUUAUUGCUUGCUUCUCCUAAUGCAUUUUGCCAAACUUGCCAUAA
Oryza brachyantha (malo sina) is the source of this 1135-nucleotide messenger RNA. Its product is annotated as 40S ribosomal protein S3a. Gene Ontology annotation, molecular function: structural constituent of ribosome. The record is from RefSeq and is a predicted model, not a curated record. Gene Ontology annotation, biological process: translation. The coding region runs from base 108 to 893 and encodes 261 amino acids. Gene Ontology annotation, cellular component: ribosome; cytosol. Lineage: Eukaryota; Viridiplantae; Streptophyta; Magnoliopsida; Poales; Poaceae. The transcript is spliced from 6 exons.